Molecule: messenger RNA, 1724 nt
Organism: Pangasianodon hypophthalmus (striped catfish)
Lineage: Eukaryota; Metazoa; Chordata; Actinopteri; Siluriformes; Pangasiidae
Gene: ckmt1
Product: creatine kinase, mitochondrial 1
Exons: 9
Coding region: 138-1388 (416 amino acids)
Biological process (GO): phosphocreatine biosynthetic process
Cellular component (GO): mitochondrion
Molecular function (GO): creatine kinase activity
Source: RefSeq, a predicted model, not a curated record
CAUAUUCCGGUAGGGGAGGGAGGCUGAGCACGGUUUUAGAGCAGAGCUCUGCAUUCUCCCGCAUCCUCAACUCAGGCUUCACCCAUCACGUUUUACCCGACAGGUCCCAUCCUCCUCCACAAGGCCACAGGAUCAUCAUGGCAAGCAGCUUCGCAAGGAUUUUAUCCUCCAAAAGGAGCGUGGGUUUGCUAUCUCUGGUCGGCGCUGGAUCUCUUAGUGUAGGAUUGUAUCUGAACAGAGAGCAUGUGAGUGCCACAGCGCAGGGCCGGAGACAGUACCCGGCCAGUGCGGAAUACCCAGAUUUACGAAAACACAACAACUGCAUGGCCAGUCAUCUGACGCCUGCUGUAUAUGCCCAGCUGUGUGACAAAGCCACUCCAAAUGGCUUCACACUGGAUCAGGCCAUUCAGACGGGCGUGGACAACCCCGGGCAUCCCUUCAUCAAGACUGUGGGCAUGGUGGCCGGAGAUGAGGAGUCGUAUGAGGUGUUUGCUGAUAUUUUUGACCCUGUCAUCACAGAGAGACACAAUGGUUAUGACCCACGCACUAUGAAACAUCCCACUGACCUGGAUUCUAAUAAGAUACGAGGCGGUGUCUUUGAUGAGAAGUAUGUGCUGUCGUCGCGGGUGCGGACGGGCCGCAGUAUUCGAGGUCUGAGCUUGCCUCCUGCCUGCACGCGUGCUGAGCGCAGAGAGGUGGAGCGGGUGGUGGUGAACGCUCUCGCUGGCCUGCAGGGUACCCUGGUGGGCAAAUACUACAGUCUAACAGAGAUGACUGAACAGGAACAGCAGCAGCUCAUCGAUGAUCAUUUCCUGUUUGAUAAGCCAGUUUCGCCCCUUCUGACGUGCGCAGGAAUGGCACGGGAUUGGCCUGAUGCCAGAGGCAUCUGGCAUAACAAUGAGAAAACAUUCUUGGUGUGGGUUAAUGAGGAGGACCACACUCGGGUGAUCUCCAUGGAGAAAGGGGGCAAUAUGAAGAGGGUCUUUGAGCGUUUCUGUAGGGGCCUCAAAGAGGUGGAGAGGCUGAUUCAGGAGAAAGGCUGGGAGUUCAUGUGGAAUGAGCAUCUGGGUUACAUCCUCACCUGCCCUUCUAACUUGGGCACAGGCCUUCGCGCUGGCGUCCAUAUUAAACUGCCUCGCCUCAGCAAGGACCCUCGCUUUCCCAAGAUCCUUGAUAACUUGCGGCUACAGAAAAGAGGCACUGGAGGAGUGGACACGGCAGCUGUGGGGAGCAUCUUUGAUAUUUCUAACCUGGACAGACUUGGCCAGUCAGAGGUCCAACUGGUCCAGACGGUUAUCGAUGGAGUAAACUACCUGAUUGAGUGUGAGAAGAAGCUAGAAAAAGGCCAGGACAUCAAAAUCCCUGACCCUAUUGGCCAGAAGAAGUAGACUGACACUAAACCUCAUUCCCUCAUUUCUCCAUAAUGGCCUACUGAAUUAUGGUACUCAAAACUCCAUCCCAAACAGCAUGCUUUUUGUGUGUUGUAUCUUCGCAGCUCCACUACUCUGUACAACAGAAGUCAAUGUACUGUAUGUCAUGAUUGUGUUGAUGUGGCAUUACCAUUCUGUCACAUACCACUGUCUCUUUUAUUGAUUGUGCUACAAUAAGAGUAUUAUAACCUUUGAGAAUUGUUCACCUAAGCAACAGAGAGGCAUGUGAAUGUUUGGGGGGGUUUUGCAGAAAGAAAAUGCUAAAUUAUAUAAAGCGCUUUACUGACAGAUUAA